AUGGCGGGCGGAGACUCGUCGGCGCCGACCAUCGCGCCGUCGGGCUAUAUGCGACAACGCUCAAGAUACGCCUGCGCUCCAUGUCGCCAACGUAAACGGAAAUGUGACGGCACAUUUCCAUGUUCUACCUGUACUGGAUAUGGCUAUGAAUGCCAGUACAGUGGCAAUGUCCAUCCGGAGAGCAGCAGUAGCUCUGCGAUUGCCCAGGCAUCGCAGCAAACCACGAGUACUUCCACUACGGGCAACAGCAAGCGCAAAGCCUUGACGGCAGGCUUGGACGAGCCAGCAACGUCGCCAGCUACUAGUACUUCUCACAGAUCCAGGCCGACGCCACCAGGUGCACUGCAUGUACUCAGCGAUGAGCCUACUAGCCACAAAGACCGCGGCGUACUAGUGCCUUCCAAAUUCAGAUACAUGAGUAAACACUCCUCAGUGGCAUUCCCGCAAUGGGUCGGAAAAAACCUGCAAUCCAUCAAUCCUCCAAGGGUACACUCAUUUGCGUAUAAUACAGGCAUCAGAAGGGAGCUGCCUUAUUCCGUCACUUUUGAUCUUCAAAAGUACAUCACCUGGGCUGAAGUGCACGAUUCGCUGGAUAUCUAUGCCUCUGUUAUCAACCCGGUCUUCGGAUUUGUCGACAUCGACGACCUGCGUCAAAGGAGCCAUGAUCACUGGCAUGAAAGGAAGCAGGACUCGAACUUCGAGGCCUUGAUCAGCGGUGUAAUAGGUCUUGCAUCCUUGUUUUCGAAGUUGCUCUGCGAGGGUCGAGAGUUGAGGAUAAUCCAGCAUGCAAAAGACAUCUUAGAUGAUCCCCAUACUCUCAGGUUCCCACGGCUUGAAACAAUUUCAGCCUGUAUACUACGAACUAUAUAUAUUCGCUCGACGUCGCGGCCCGGCUCAGCAUGGCUAUACAGUUGUACCACCAUGCAUUUUAUUGAAGCGAUUGGCAUCUACAGAGAGCUUGAAGCUCCUCCUGAAAUCAAUUCGAUAAUGAACCGGCCACCUAAUGGAUCAAAAGAUAUACUAGCUCGUGUCGCCAUGGUUGCGCGCUGUCUGCAUAUCAUUAUAUCCUACGAACACGGCCGGUCAAUGGCCGACAUGGGUCCUGUUUCGGAGCACCACAUCACCAAGCGUAGCGGAGACUUCACGCUCCAACUCAACGCGCUAGUGAAUACUCUCCCAUCAGAUGACGACAACAAAGAUAGUCAGGACCAAGCGGCUCGGAAGGGGGAACUCAGUCUUGCUCUUAGAAACCUCAUUGCCACCCCAACAGACCACGAAUUCUUCAGCCUCAUCAAAGGCGACCUGUGCUUCUGCAUCUACCGUCGUCUUCGCCUUCUUGACCUCGGAAUCCGACAAGAGCAGCUCACACAGAUCAUCCAGGCAGGCAAAGCUGCUUUACCAGCCGCACGAAUCCUGAUUUUGCGAAAUCAUCCCUGGUGGAAUACUGUCGGCACAGUAUUCCAAUAUAUCUGCGUUCUGCUUGCCAUCGACAGCAGUGAGAGUCUGGCCGAGAUACCAGAGGCAAUGGAAACGCUCGAGACGAUUGCGAAACAUUUGAAAACGCAUCUUGCAGACGAAGCAAUGAGUACGGCCAAAUUACUUGUGCGGUCAAUGGCGGAAAAGAAGAAGAAAGAGACUGCAAUUCUUGAAAAGACGACCGGAAAGAUCGACAGAAAUUAUACGACGACUUCUUCGUCUUCGACAAAUAAUAUAGCUGCACAUAAACCGAACGCCAUGCAAGGAAGUAAUGGCAUUAAUAACAACAGCAACAAUCCUCAUGAUACCCACGACGAUAGCAACAGCACAUCUCUCAUGCAUGCCACGACUCCUAUGAAUGUUGUACCGCCGCCACCAACCCCACCCCUAGAAUGGACGACUGGAUUGCUUGACUUCAUGGAUCCUCUUUGGAACUGGGAUGCAUUCUUCCAACCUCCUCCUCUGACAUCAUCGCAGAUACCACCGUUUACAGAUGCAAGCUACUAUUAG
This is a messenger RNA of Talaromyces atroroseus, 1986 nucleotides long. RefSeq lists its product as hypothetical. Lineage: Eukaryota; Fungi; Ascomycota; Eurotiomycetes; Eurotiales; Trichocomaceae. The coding region runs from base 1 to 1986 and encodes 661 amino acids. Gene Ontology annotation, molecular function: DNA-binding transcription factor activity, RNA polymerase II-specific; zinc ion binding. The transcript has a single exon. Gene Ontology annotation, biological process: response to xenobiotic stimulus; regulation of DNA-templated transcription. The record is from RefSeq and is a predicted model, not a curated record.